Messenger RNA from Fulmarus glacialis (Northern fulmar), 888 nucleotides. Its product is annotated as unconventional myosin-IXa-like. Gene Ontology annotation, molecular function: GTPase activator activity; microfilament motor activity; ATP binding. The annotation marks the transcript as partial. Gene Ontology annotation, biological process: intracellular signal transduction. The transcript is spliced from 10 exons. Lineage: Eukaryota; Metazoa; Chordata; Aves; Procellariiformes; Procellariidae. The record is from RefSeq and is a predicted model, not a curated record. Gene Ontology annotation, cellular component: myosin complex.
AUGAAGGGACCACGAGCCUUCUGGAUCAGAGGAGGGGUGCUGGGUGCAGGGAAGAUUUUGGAGGCGUUUGGAAAUGCAAAAACGGCACAUAACAACAACUCGAGUCGCUUUGGCAAAUUUAUUCAAGUGAAUUAUCAGGAGACGGGCACCGUGCGCGGAGCUUAUGUUGAAAAGUACCUCCUGGAGAAAUCAAGACUAGUCUAUCAGGAGCACAAUGAACGGAACUACCAUGUAUUUUAUUACCUCCUGGCAGGAGCGAGCGAGGAGGAGAGAUCAGCAUUUCAUCUGAAGCAGCCUGAGGAAUAUCAUUACCUCAACCAGGACUGCUUUUCCGUGGAAGGGGAGGACUUGAAGCAUGACUUUGAGCGGUUACAACUGGCCAUGGAGAUGGUGGGAUUUCUUCCCAAGACUCGCAGACAAAUUUUCUCUCUCUUGUCGGCGAUACUACAUCUGGGUAACAUCCGUUACAAAAAGAAGACUUACCGGGAUGAUUCCAUUGAUAUUUGUAACCCUGAAAUACUACCUAUUGUGUCGGAUCUGCUGGAGGUGAAAGAAGAGAUGCUGUUUGAGGCCCUGGUUACCAGAAAGACGGUGACAGUAGGAGAGAAGCUGAUCUUACCGUACAAACUAGCAGAGGCUGUGACCGUGCGAAACUCCAUGGCUAAAUCAUUGUACAGCGCCCUGUUCGACUGGAUAGUGUUCAGAAUUAACCACGCACUCCUCAAUUCGAAGGACAUGGAGGAAAGCACCAAGACUUUAUCCAUUGGAGUACUUGAUAUUUUUGGGUUUGAAGACUAUGAAAAUAAUAGUUUUGAACAAUUCUGCAUUAACUUUGCCAACGAGCGCUUGCAGCACUACUUUAACCAACACAUCUUUAAACUUGAGCAG